CCAGGGUUUCCAAGUUAACAAAAAACGUCUGUAAAACGUACGACUAACAUAAAAUGGUUUUGUUUUGGACUCAACUUGGUUUAAAACAAAAGGAUUUUAAAUGUAAGGUUCGUGUCAUACACGACAGCUGGAUAUUGGGGGUAAGAUAGAUUUAAGAUUGAAAUCCAAGUCAUCAUCACUCCAUAGCUCUCUUUUAUUUCUCACCCCUGGCAUUCACAAGCGAGGGUGGUUCCGGACGUGCGCUGUCUGUCCAUCAAAGCCAUGGGGAAGGACUACUACAAGACCCUGGGCAUCCAGGCGGGGUCCAACGAGGACGAGAUCAAGAAGGCCUACAGGAAGAUGGCCCUCAAGUUCCACCCGGACAAGAACAAGGAGCCCAACGCCGAGGAGAAGUUCAAGGAGAUCGCCGAGGCCUACGAGGUGCUGAGCGACCCCAAGAAGAGGGUCAUCUACGACCAGUACGGGGAGGACGGUCUGAAGAAAGAUGGCACUGGCUCGACAGGUAACUCUGGUGGCAGCUACCACUACACCUUCCAUGGUGACCCCCACGCGACCUUCGCCUCCUUCUUCGGCGGCUCCAACCCCUUCGACAUCUUCUUCGGCUCAGGCCGCAGCGGGGGCACGCGCGGCGGCGGGACCACCCACCACACCACGUCCAAUGGCUUCAGCUCCAGCGACCAUCACCACGACAACCAUCACCACGACAACGACAUCGACAUGGACGACAUGGACGACCCCUUCGGACCCUGGGGCCACUUCGGCUCCACCUUCAGCGCCUUCAACGGCCUCAACGGCUUCCAUCACCACGGCAGCAGCAGCGUUGGCGGGGGGCGUAGGACGCAGCGGGCGGAGCCUCUGAGGGGGCGUCGGCGCGUGCAAGACCCGCCCGUUGUGCACGAGCUGCGCGUCUCAUUGGAGGAGAUCUUCCACGGCUGCACCAAGCGCAUGCGCAUCACCCGCAGACGCCUGAACGCGGACGGACGCAGCAUGCGCACCGAGGACAAGAUCCUGAACAUCGUGAUCAAGCGCGGCUGGAAGGAGGGCACCAAAAUCACCUUCCCCAAGGAGGGAGACGAGACGCCCGACAACAUACCUGCCGACAUCGCCUUCGUGCUCAAGGACAAGGGACACCCGCACUUCAGACGCGAAGGAUCCAACAUCUUCUACACCGCCAAGAUCAGCCUCAAAGAGGCGCUGUGUGGCUGCACCAUCAACAUUCCCACCAUCGAGAACCGGGUGAUCCCGCUGGCGUGCAACGAGGUCAUAAAGCCAGGCACCACCAAGCGGGUGCGUGGCGAGGGCCUGCCCAACCCCAAGAACCCCUUGGUGCGUGGAGACCUGGUCGUGGAGUUCCAGGUGCGCUUCCCCGACAGGAUACCCCCACAGUCCCGCGAGAUCAUCAAACAGCACCUGCCACAGUCUUAAAAGUGUCGACUUCGUUUGGGACUUCUUUUGGAGUUGUUCAUUCAGUUUUGUUUGUUUGGGUUUUUUUGUUUUGUUUGUUUGUUCGUUUCGUUUCGGAACUACUUUUUUGUUUUGUUUGUUUAUUUGCUUUUGUAAAGAAGAGGAAAGAAAAGGAAAAAAAGAAAAAAAAAUACAAAAACAUUAUACCGUCAUAUACCUUAUGGCUGUUGUUACACAGAUGCUAAUAUAUAAUUUGAAGACGGACAAAAGAACGCACACACACACGAGAGUGUGCCAAGAGGAACCUCACUUCUUUUUUUCUGCCUUUUUUUGAAUUGCUGUUUGUACACAUAGAAAUGGAUAGACGCUGGCCUAUUUUUUUUUUAAUCCAGGAUAUUUUGUAAGGAUACCCCCUUUUUUAUUUACGCUUUUUGCCCCCCAUUUGUCUACGGAAUAAGGUUUAUAAGGCAAACGUUCCAUUUCAUACGUCAGUUGGAUAUUUUUUGCUUUUUUUAAAAUCAUGGAUGUUCUCCAAAGAAGCGUGGAAAAACUGUUUUGUCUUUGAAUCAGUUGAAUCAGCUGUUUUGCGUGAACUUUCAAUUUCCCGAUCACUGAAACAUCGAUCCAUAACAGAUCCCAUCAUGGUGAAUGGACUAAUAUCUCAUCUAAUUGAUUAUGUCUUAUUCCAUCCUUCAAUAAAUAACAAACAUCACCACACACAGCUAGAGUUCAUUUGCAGUCACAGUAAAGGCUAUCAGGACUCGUAACCCACCACAUCAGGGGCCUAUACUGCAGCACUGCUUCAGGAGUAAACCAGGUUAAGUUAAGAGGUAAAUCAUCUAAUAGAAGAGCCUGGAGUCCUCAUUUUCUUAACUCAGGCUCUAUGAUUUACCUUUUAACUUAACCUGGUUUACUCUUGAACCAGCUUUGUAGUAGGCUAUAGGCCUCAGGUGGUGUUACAAUAAGCAAUUCUCAGAGCCCAAACCAAUCAAGGUGCUUAUUGUCAGAAGUGUCAAAAAUUCGGUACAGAAGUAAAAAAAACAAAAAAAACCUCUGCCACAGUUUCCUUCAAACACAGGUGAGUAGCUUGUCUACCUGUCGUGAGUGCUCAAGAGGAUCAGCUGAUUUAGAGCUGGUUGGAUCAAAUUUGUGGCUCGGUUUUUUACCUUCUGAACCCAGGGUUGACAUCUCUGUAUGCUUAUUGUGUCGUGUGGCAAACUGCCUUAACCUUGCGGUACAUACGCUAUGGUACACAUUUGAAUCACAUUUCACACUGGGUGAGUGCCUUAACUUGGCUACAACCAGCAUUCCUUUUUUUAUAUAUAGUAAAAAAAAAGUGCUGGGAAACAUGUCAAUCACACAAUAAAUAGUAAUAGCACAGGAGCAAUCUUGCGCUUACGUGAUCAAAUAACAUACAAACGCACACUUGACAGUGUAUAUUACAGUUUUCAUAUUCCUUGACUGUCGACAGCCUCUGAUCUCACCGUCUUUCGGAUCAGAUGGGUUUCUGUUGGCAGCAAACGUAGAACAACCUACCGGUGUCAGUUUGGGCUCAAAUCACAAACACCACUGAAUAUUCUCUGUCACUGAGCAUUCCAGAAAUCUCCAUGGCUAUACAGUAGUCAGAAAGACGGGUAGCUUGCCGCCAUGGAGAGAGGAGAAUGUGUGUGUGUGUGUGUGUGUGUGUGUGUGUGUGCGCGCUGCUUGCGUGCGUGCGUGCAUGUGUGUAAAUCAGAAAGGCUUAUUGACAGAGUAUGCUCAGUACUGUGUUGCUUAGAAAUGAAACCACAGUCAGUGAGAACACACACUGUACAUGUUGUUGAAGCUAGUGUACUGGCAGGGGGCAGGGGGUUGGUUUGCUUCUCACUGCAACUUGGUGCUUGUCAUUUCUACAUUUCAUUUCAUUUUUUUAAGGAACAGUGAAAUGCUGUUUGUAUUUUACAAAACAAAUGUUAUUGUUAACAAAUGUUAGCAAAUGUUAUUAAACCUGUUUUGUCUGCCUUUGCUAAAUUUUUACCUGAUGUUGUUGACAUUUCAAAUGUUUGAAGGACAUUUCCAGAAACCUCUUUGUAUUAGCAAAGCUUGACCCAGUCAAGUCUUAUGUUAGGUCUGCGAACGAGCCUGCAGGAUCUCCAAACCUACUCUGAAGAAUGUGAAGACGGCUGUAGAAUUGAGAGAUGGAUUUAUCACUGGCAGUAGCAUGCAUUCAAUUGGACUGGAUCCUUAUAGCCUCAUCGGUUGUGUGUGAAGCAGUCCUAUUUAGAUAUCAAUCUUUGCUUUUUUAUUUUUUCCCCUACACCAGUCCUGCUUGGUGCUUGUUGUUCAGACACAGUUGUUGACACAGCGAGAGACAUGGAGGGUGGAUGACAUAUUAAAAUGUUCAGACACAAGUCACUGUGACUGGCCUUGCAGCUUCUGGUUCCAUUUAUUCUAUUCCUAUAUAAGCUGUACAUUUUUUACAGUAUUUCCCCAUAGAAGUUGACAGUGGAUUGAAGGGGCCUAUAAAGCAUGCUUACAGUGAUGGAAAGAAAAAAGGACGUGUUCAUGGUGAAUCGGAAGAAACUUUUGGAUGUAUUAGAUGGAUUGGAUUCGAUGGAUUUGUGGGGGUGGGGGUGGGGGUGGGGUUGGGAUGCGGGUACUGGGACAGCAAUCCAGAUGUGAGUCUUGUGUGUCUGUGCACCCGCAAAUCUGACCUUGGGGCUAAAAGGAGAACUGGGGCCAAUUUCAGCAUGCUGUUACAUUGGUCACGCUGCCCUUGUCUUGACAGUAGCCAAAGACGCUUCGUUUUUUUUGUUCAGCUUUUUCCGAACCACUGGCCAGCUAAUGGGAACAUGGGCUUGUUUACAUAUUGUUUGAGAUCUCUUAACAUACAAAAUAUUGUGAAGUCAAGAGAGGGUGUCAGAGGCAUGCUGAAGUCUGUUUAAAAGUUCUUUAUUGAAACAUGGACAUCAAACUGACGUGUUUCAGUUGUGUGAGACCUUCUUCAGGGCCUUCUAGGCCCCAAUAAGGUCGCACACAAACAAAACAUGUCAGCUUGAUGUCCAUGUUUCAAUAUAGCACUUUAAAACAGACCGGAGUGUCUCUUGUCUUCACGGUUUGCAUUUUUGGAUACCGAUGAGCACCUGAAGAUUUUUACGUGAUUACCCCACAGACACAACUUAUUCCUCUCCCCGCAAUACUCAAAAUAUUAUUCCAAAUGUUACGCAGCAUCAGCAGACAGGCACAACACAGCACUAACAUUUGAGAUGAUAUUUGGAGCAUGACAAGACAUUUUAAGCAUAAACAAUACAUAUGAAAUCAACCCAUGCCUUCAACAGCUGACCAGGAUCUUGGAAAA
Messenger RNA from Engraulis encrasicolus (European anchovy), 4741 nucleotides. RefSeq names its product DnaJ heat shock protein family (Hsp40) member B5 (gene dnajb5). The transcript is spliced from 4 exons. The record is from RefSeq and is a predicted model, not a curated record. Lineage: Eukaryota; Metazoa; Chordata; Actinopteri; Clupeiformes; Engraulidae. Gene Ontology annotation, molecular function: protein-folding chaperone binding. Gene Ontology annotation, cellular component: cytosol. The coding region runs from base 262 to 1425 and encodes 387 amino acids.